AUGGCUCCCAUAUCGACUCCCCUUCUCGCCUCCUUUUCCCUUCUGGCCGCCCUCGCCCUGGGAGCCCCGGCCCCAUCCCCGGCCCCGGCCCGGGAACCGCAGGGUCUCGGUCUGCCUAUUAUGAACGCUGAUGCCAAGGACAUCAUCCCAAACAAGUUCGUCGUCGUCUACAACGACACCUUCGACGAUGAUGUCGUUGCCACGCACGAGGCCUACUGGAUCGAUACCAUCGCCAAGCGCAACAUCGGCAAGCGCUCCCCCAUAGACAACCGCAUGCUCAGCAUGACAGUCCACACCUUCACCAUCGGCAGCAUGCGAGCCAUGUGCCUCGAGGCCGACGACGCCUCCGCCCUCGAGAUCAACAGCGCCGACGAGGUCUCCUACAUCGAGGCCGACGCCUAUGUCCGCCUCAAUGCCCUCGUCACCCAGCAGAACGCCACCACCGGCCUCGCCCGCAUGUCGUCUGCACAGGCCGGGGGGUCCACCUACACCUUUGACGACUCGGCAGGCCAGGGCAUCACCGCCUUCAUCGUCGACACAGGCAUCAUGGAGGAGCACGAGGAGUUCGAGGGUCGCGCUACCUUCGCCUUCAACAGCGCCGACAACAUCAAUACCGACGCCAACGGCCACGGCUCCCACGUGGCUGGCACCAUCGGCGGCAAGACUUUUGGCGUUGCAAAGAAGGCCACUCUGAUUGGCGUCAAGGUCCUGGACGCUCAGGGAGCGGGCACCAACUCGGGGGUCAUCGCAGGCAUGAACUUUGUGGCACAAACAGCCAGGGCUAACGGCCUCUCGGGGAAGUCGGUUAUGAACAUGUCUCUGGGUGGCGGGCGCUCCAACGCUGUCAACCAGGCCAUCAACGCCCUCCGUGCCGCAGGCGUCGUCCCUGUCGUGGCCGCUGGCAACGAGAACGUCGAUGCCCAGAACGACAGCCCCGCCUCCGCCCGCGGCGCCAUCACCGUCGGCGCCAUCGACCAGACCACCGACCGCCGCGCCCCAUUCAGCAACUUUGGCCAGUUCGUUGACGUCUUUGCCCCUGGCGUCGACGUCGAGAGCGUGGGCAUCCAAUCCACCACCUCCACCGAGACCCUGAGCGGGACGAGCAUGGCGAGCCCUCACGUCGCCGGACUGGCGGCGUACCUGAUGGCCAAGGAGAACAUCACCAACAUCGAUGCCGUUGCCACCCGUAUCACGGAUCUCGCUGGUGCGACGCAGGCCCGUGUCCUGGGGAAUGUAAGGGGCACGACGCCGCUGAUUGCCAACAACGGCGCGAUCUGA
This is a messenger RNA of Diaporthe citri, 1278 nucleotides long. RefSeq lists its product as uncharacterized. The transcript is spliced from 2 exons. NCBI's taxonomy places the organism in Eukaryota, Fungi, Ascomycota, Sordariomycetes, Diaporthales, Diaporthaceae. The coding region runs from base 1 to 1278 and encodes 425 amino acids. Gene Ontology annotation, biological process: proteolysis. Gene Ontology annotation, molecular function: serine-type endopeptidase activity. The record is from RefSeq and is a predicted model, not a curated record.